Messenger RNA from Dibothriocephalus latus, 342 nucleotides. The record is from the annotation of a GenBank genome assembly. Lineage: Eukaryota; Metazoa; Platyhelminthes; Cestoda; Diphyllobothriidea; Diphyllobothriidae.
AUGGCUUCUGAGGUAAGGUUGUUGGCUAACUUACUCCGCUUAUUAUAUAUUCUACACACAAACAACUCUUGGGUAAUUUCUGCCCCAACGGGAAGCGGGAAAACUGGAUUACUUGAACUCGCUCUAUGCAAACUUCUCUCGGAUGUGAAAAAGUUACAGUCAAAUACGCUGCCUAAAGCAAUCUACCCGCUCAAUUUUUGUUCUAUUCAUGUAGAAUGUCUCUCGAGAGGUGUUGGUUUCCACCAUGCUGGUUUGAGCCUUACCGACCGAUAUCUGGUGGAACAAGCAUUUGUUGCCGGUCAGCUACCUGUUCUGGGUAGAUCUGUUUUUACUUUAACAUAG